CCGGAAGUAGCGACUUAAAUCAAUACAGAUAUUUCUACGGAUUAUGGAUUAAACAAAGAAAACAUUUUCUGGGUAAAACUACACACCAGGAAUGAAGAUAGAACAAACUGCUUAAGUUCCAUCUCUGCUACAAAGAAUGGACCUCAUAGCAGAGUUAGACAAAGCUGUCAUGGGGAUGGGCUGGAGAGAGCUGUCCGCCUUGCUGGAGGAGACCCUAAAUAUUUUGUACAACACAGCCAACUUUCCACCUCCCACAUCCACUCCACCUCCUUUCCAGACUGCUUCUGCGCUCCACACUUCCACUUUUCCAGCAGAAGUUGAGGAGGGAAAGUUUCACAAAAUCACAUCUUUGAACGCUUCUCCUGAGCUCUUUGAGUUGUCAAGCCCAUCGGUCAACCCUCACACAGUGUUUCAAACGGUGCUUGAAGAGGAAAUCAUGGAGCUAGAAAACAUGUACAAUGAAGAACUUGUGUACAACCAGGAACAGUCUCUGACUUAUGGCCUGCCAGUGGUGAAUGAUCCUCCAACAUCAGAAUCAGCAGCUGCCAUCAGUGAGCUGCCUCCUGCCUUUUUUCCACAACCAUACUAUGGAGAUACCCAGUGGCCAAGUGCAAGCUUUGAGCAGAACCUGCAGCCUGUUGGAUUUCUAAAUGGAAGCCAUAGAGAAAUGGGCAACAAACCAUACAUAAAGAAGCCGCCCAACGCCUUCAUGAUCUUUAUGACAGAGCAAAGACAAAACAUGCCAGCUGACAUCAAAGGAAAAGGUGCUGCAGUUGCAAAUACAUUCCUAGGACAGCUGUGGAAAUCCAUGACGAAGGAACAGAAGUCUGUUUAUUAUGAUAAGGCUGAUGCAGAAAGCUAUGUCCACAGCAUCCUUUAUCCUGAGUGGUCAACCAGCGAUAACUAUGGCAAGAAGAGAAAGAGAAUAAGGAGGAGAAAUCAUACUAGAGCUGAAGGUGUGAUGGAGCCUUCUACAGAAAAGACAUGCAGUUUUGCAGAGCCAUAUCCCCAGCAGACAGCCUGGGAGGUGCAAAAUCCUCUGCCACCAGUCUUCUAUCAGCCACACAGGGAGAGCACAGUGCCAGAGCUGCAUCACCAGCCUAGAGUCCUGCAUGAGCACUACACCGUGACAACAGCGAGCGAGCAACCCUUCUUUCACCAGCCGCUGAUGUCAGACCCUCUUUGGAAUCUGUCAGUGAAUGUGACAAACCCUAUCACCAGCACAGCACACUUUCUAGAAAUGCAGCCCUUGGAGAAGGAGUUUAUGUUUCAGGCAAACUCACAGAGAGGCGUGGUGGCGCAACAGAACCUGCAGUCCGUCUGCAUGCAGUCUACCAAGAUACAGCCCCUCUUCACUGCGCCUGUUUGCCCCCUGUGUUACCUGCCAAAUGUGUUCCAGGUUGACUCUAUGUUUUAAUGACACAAACUCCACAUCUUCUGCUGAUUUGCUGAUGUAGGAGCAGUUUGUAUUGUUUACAGAGUAUUUUAAGUAAAAAUAAAUACAAAAAAAUGUAAGCAUAUCUUUCUUUUCUUUUAAAUCAUUCUGCCUUAGUUUGUCAGCAGCUAAUUUUUCUUUUCAUCAACAAUUUCCAUCCAAAUUGCAUUGAUAUCAAAUGUGAUGAACUUCAUUUAGGUACAUAUCUAAACAGACAAGGACUAUUUACCUGAAUUUUUUAGCUCUUUUUGGUGGAUAGAAGCUUGGUAAGUUACUUAAAAUUCAUGUUUGCUGGAAAAUAAUAUGUGCUUGUUUGCUGUAGAUAUGAUGUACAUGAAUACUGUAUGGGUAAACUGUUACAUUAAAACUACUGAAUCGUAUAAUGUAGGGAAGUCACAUUCACAGUUGUUCACAAGUUAUCAAGGUGCUUGACCUAAAUUGUUGUGUUC
Molecule: messenger RNA, 1884 nt
Organism: Cheilinus undulatus (humphead wrasse)
Lineage: Eukaryota; Metazoa; Chordata; Actinopteri; Labriformes; Labridae
Product: transcription factor 7-like
Exons: 9
Coding region: 137-1417 (426 amino acids)
Biological process (GO): canonical Wnt signaling pathway; regulation of transcription by RNA polymerase II
Cellular component (GO): catenin-TCF7L2 complex; beta-catenin-TCF complex
Molecular function (GO): RNA polymerase II cis-regulatory region sequence-specific DNA binding; DNA-binding transcription factor activity, RNA polymerase II-specific
Source: RefSeq, a predicted model, not a curated record